AUGGGGAUUAGGUUGUUGAAUGUACGGUUAAUUGCGUCUAAUGUAAACGGUGUUCAUGGUUUGAUAUGUGAUGGGCUGGAUGUCUUGGUGCUCACUAAAACUUGGCAUGGUACGGUUGGUAAUAAUUCUGUCCGUUUGGCUAUGCCGCCCGGAUUCUGGUAUGUUGAUUAUGUUAGGCAGCACGAUCUAGGUCAUGGUGGCUUGAUCGUAUAUUUCCGUCAAGAUUUUGGUUAUAAAAAGUUUGUCUUACCAAUAUUUGUCACAUUUGAGACUAUUGCUAUUCGAUUUUCAAUCAAUGGGUAUCAGUUUAUUUUACUUGCUAUUUACAGACCGGAUUCGAUGCAGAUUUCUUCAUUGUUUUUUGAUGAACUGGUAUCCGUUUUAGAAUAUCUUACGAUGUUAAACGCCAAUAUUUUGAUGAUGGGGGAUUUCAACGUGCAUGUUGAAAAAGUGGUAUUCUUGACCAGGUCAUUAGUUCCAGCAAUUUUCCGAUUCUGGGAGUUAAAGUAUCUCCACGUGAAAUAUUCUCAGAUCAUAGUUUUGUUAAGGUUGAGGCAUUAA
Molecule: messenger RNA, 561 nt
Organism: Helobdella robusta
Lineage: Eukaryota; Metazoa; Annelida; Clitellata; Rhynchobdellida; Glossiphoniidae
Exons: 2
Coding region: 1-561 (186 amino acids)
Source: RefSeq, a predicted model, not a curated record